Messenger RNA from Heterobasidion irregulare TC 32-1, 576 nucleotides. RefSeq lists its product as uncharacterized. The record is from RefSeq and is a predicted model, not a curated record. Gene Ontology annotation, biological process: DNA replication; double-strand break repair via break-induced replication. NCBI's taxonomy places the organism in Eukaryota, Fungi, Basidiomycota, Agaricomycetes, Russulales, Bondarzewiaceae. Gene Ontology annotation, cellular component: nucleus; GINS complex. The coding region runs from base 1 to 576 and encodes 191 amino acids. The transcript is spliced from 5 exons.
AUGGCUCUUCCUCCGCCUCUGCGCACCUCAGUAACUCCUCCAGAGCUUGAGCUCAUAGCCUCCGAGCAGCUGGUCGAAAUCGUACCACUCAUUGCCAUGGAGCGCACUGCAUUCAUCUCGGGAGCCUAUGGGCCUCUUCGACCACCAUCAAAAUGCAAGAUACCUAUCUGGAUGGCAACAAACCUUAAAUUAAAAAAGAAAUGUCACAUUGUUCCGCCUGAAUGGCUGGAUGUCGACUUUUUGCAGGCUCGUCUAGCGGAGGAAACUACACAGCCAGAAUUCAGCAAACUUCCAUUCCGCUUCGCCGAAGUGGCAAAGAUCCUACUUGAUAUCGCGCAAGAUGAUAUUCCGAAUUCCGACAAGAUUCUAGUACUCCUCAAAGAUAUUCGAGAAGCCCGACAGGCCAAGAGCCGAGAUGGUCUGCGCAAUAUCGAUCACAACGAACUGACCUUGCCGAACUUGUGUUCAAUGGAAAUCAACGAGAUCCGACCGUUCUUCAUACGCGCAAUGAACGUUUUGACGCAGAUCACACGAGACCCGGCCGGGGUUGAUAACGGGCGACUCGACGGAUUUUGA